AUGUAUGCGACUAACCACAGUAGAGUGAUCCAGACUUCUUCACCCCCACCAUAUACCGUCAUCAACUGCCACCACUCCACCAGAACCAACCACGGCUUCUUUUUUAGUUCAGAGACCUUGACCGUGUGCGAAAGAAUCUGGACGGCAAACCGCGGUCUCGUCACCCAAAUCGGCCCCAAGGCUUGGGCGUCAUACACUGAUCAAGUGACGAUGACUUCUGUUGACGAGAUCGCAGAGGACAAGGGUGAAACAAAAUGGAUAGCUUGGAAGGAGAGAGUUCUGGAUUCCAUGGAUGAAAUAGCUACUUUCGUCGCUCACCGUCGCCAGGGUGGUGAUCCCGAAAGGAUUGUUCACUAUUAUCGGGGCUCCUUUAAUAUCUGCAUUCAUAUUAAAUUUAAAGAUACUUGCCCUGAUGCUGCAAUCCGGUUUACUAAAGCUGGGGUCACAGCUUUCAGGGAUGAAAAAGCCGAUUUCAUGCUUCAACUUUACAACCUCGAUUUCACUCACAUCAGAGCUAUAUCGGAAGUCGUUGAAGGUGCAAAUACAUGGGCCGUCACUGGAAGGCCCUUGACAUAUAAUAAGAAUGAACUGGCCACAUCCACGGGCUAUCCAAUUAUCCGAUUCCCUACGGAGUGCUUUUCAUCUGCGAAUGAAUGCUUCAAGAGUCUUGCAGACCAACACUUGAUCCACCUCCACACCCAGCACAACCUCACCACUGAUCCUAAGGAUGCUAGGAGGUGUGAAACGCUCCAGAUCACUGCAGUCCUUGACCUGGAGUUUACUAACACUAUGCUCGCACAGUUCGCUUAUGAUCUACCCUGGUGGCUAUUGUUGGUAGGCCCUGAUAUGUGGCUGAAGCGAGGCUACACCAUGGCAGAUUUUGUGGCUCAGUAUACACCUAGAUUGAAACAGUCUCUAUACGCCCUUGAGCAGAUAGAAGCUGAGAAGUGUAGGAAAAAGUCCAAUGUGCAGCGCAUUUCCAAGUUAAUGCGCAACUCUUGGACGAGCGGAGAGUUAUGGUUCAAUUUCACAGAUAGAAAGAGCUUGGAUGUGGAUGCCAUCUUCUAUCACCAGUUAGACAUGAUUUAUUUGGGGGUAAACCUAAUGUCAACUUGCUUGACGACAAGGUGA
Histoplasma mississippiense is the source of this 1131-nucleotide messenger RNA. RefSeq lists its product with no specific name. The coding region runs from base 1 to 1131 and encodes 376 amino acids. NCBI's taxonomy places the organism in Eukaryota, Fungi, Ascomycota, Eurotiomycetes, Onygenales, Ajellomycetaceae. The record is from RefSeq and is a predicted model, not a curated record. The transcript is spliced from 5 exons.